AUGGCGCACGGGGCGACGAUAUCGGAGCAGACGGAAUUAGACAGCGACGGUUCGAGUUGCGGUGAACGAGGGGACACCAGGAAACGUCUUCGCGUCGACGUGGACUUGACCGGGCCGAAAAAGCGACGGAAACAAACUACCCCCGUACGGUUCUCCUCCACGUUGAUGACCGGUGUGCACGAGGAAUCGAACGAGGACGAGGAUGAGGUCGAGGACAGCGAAGGUAAGCUGUCGACGCUGUCACCCAUACCGAGUCUGUCGUCGAUACGCGACGAGUACCUGAAUAACGAGUUCCGUUGUCAGUAUUGUAGUCAGUUUUUCGACAGCAAGGACACGCUAAACGUGCAUCUCGAUAACGAUCACGGUCCCGCCACUCAGCUAGCGUGUCAGAGUCAGACUAACGCCACGAAUACCGCGAUCAAGGUGGAACCGUCAAUGCAACUAGACCAAUCCGAGAAUCCCGUUAAUCUGCUUACCGUAAAGAACUUCGCGACAAGCUGGCUAAGCGGUGGUCAACACAUGCAAUCCCACACGCAGAUCCAGACGCAGAACGAGGAUCUAUGGCCCGGCCCCGUGAAUCAGAUACCCUCUAUACCAAAUCAUUUGCAAGCGUUGUCCGGUUUCCCAGGCGCGUUAACGCCCUAUCUACCCUUGCCCGCGUUCCCGUUAACCGAUUCUAGUCAGAUGGUCCGACCGUCGAUGGGACCGACCCCAGUCAGGAUCUUCAAUCCGGACGCGUACUGCGAUCUCUGCAACAAAGAGUUCUGCAACAAGUAUUUCCUGAAGACGCACAAGGCGAACAAGCACGGGAUCUACGUCGACUCGCCUGGCCCUAGCGCGGCGGACAAUAACAUACCCGGGACACUUUAUCCGGGGAGCUUUCCUAACAACGUGGUCAAGCUGGAACCGCCCGCAACACCGCCUACGUUGACCGCAGUCUGCGAUCUCUGCCAUAAACGCUUCAAAAACGAGGACUCGGUGCGCAAACACAAGCAAAAGAUGCACACGGAACUGUCGGAUCAAUCGCAGGAGCCGCAAAUGAAUUUCUCGCAGAACGAUGAUGACAGAGAGACGCCGAGAAACAGCCCGGGCGGUAUUGAAAUGUUAUUCAAACAGGAGUACGGGGUGGAACAAGAGGACGCAACGUACGUGCCAGCGCCCAGAAACCUAUCGCCCCAAUCUAGUCAGCAGGCAAGGGACGCUGGAUUUAACGCCGAUCGGCUGCGUCGUCUAGGGGUCAUAAAUCCGGAAGCCUUCUGCGAGAUAUGCUGUAAGGAGUACUGUAACAAGUACUUCCUGCGCACGCACAAGAUGAAGCGACACGGUAUCGUCCUACAGGACAACGAGAAAUCGCCCAGUGCCCAAGGAUCAGCGGCCACUUGGCACCAAGUGCAAACCAGCCCGUUAAAUUUGAUCGUGGCGGAGAACGCCGGUAGCUCGGAAUCGAACGAACGAUCCGGGGACGAUUACGAGUGCAAGCCGUGUGGCAUACGAUUCCAAACGAUCGGUAUAUAUCAGGCGCAUUGUCGGAAGAUGCACGAAACCGAGGAAGAACAGUCCCCGAAACAAGGAAGCGACCUGGAUGGUACGGAUCAACGGAACGAUUCGAUCUCCGAGGAUCUUCAGAAGUUGCAGACGAUGCUUUUGCAAUUGAAUGGAUUGAAGUCUGGCAACGGUCUAUCGUGCGGCGCGUGCGGUAAAGAAUGUGAGAGCAAAGCCGUAUUAGAUAUUCAUAUGGUGACGGAGCACGGUACCAUCGGCGAGGACACGACCACCUCGCCUCAAAAUAAGUCACCGUUAACCGCGACGUCCGCGUUUUGCACCCUCUGCGGCAAAGAGUACCCGAGCCAAGACGCUCUCCGAAGACACAUCACCGAGGAUCAUCAGCCAGCGAUUUCGAGUUCCGUUCCUCACACUCCCACCACCACCGCAACCGUGACCAAUUCAACACCGACGAGCCAAACUUCAACAGAGAAGAAAGUAAUGUCCAUGACGCCCACCUCGAGCUACUGCGAGAUAUGCAACAAAGAGCUGUGCAACAAGUACUUCAUGAAGACCCAUAUGCAGAGAAUGCACGGUAUCGAGAUCGAGAACGGAGCCCAGAUCGGUGGUGUUAUUUGUAACAUCUGCAACAAGGAACUAUGCAGCAAAUACUUCUUGCGCGUUCACAAGCAUAAUACUCAUGGCAUCGUGGAUGAGAAUACACCCAGCUCGACCAAACAGGAGACACACGAUUCGGCGAACACCGACGAUGCUCUAAAGCCGGAACAGCUAGGCGAUCUAAAUCAUCGAUACUUCACUCAUUUCACCGAGGUCUGUCCCAUUUGUAACAGACGUUUCCGUAGUAUAAAGUGGCUGAAGGCUCAUCUGAUGGGAGAUCACGGGAAGGUCGGCAUCGAUAAAUGGCGCGAGUUGGAACAACAAUACCAAACGACCUCCAGAUCGGGUAACCGAGCACUGAACACCACGAAGAACGUUCAGAGUUUGAAUUUGAAGAUACCAAACGGAUACGAGAUCCCGCAACAAAUGAAGCCAGCCGAUUACGCGGGUCUGGGCAAUCAAGUGCUGUCGAAUCUCCUAGGAUCAUCAUCGGAAGAUCAACAGCUAAAAAGCUACCGUUGUUCGUAUUGCAACUUCACGACGACGGUGCUGCCGUUUCUCUUUCUUCACGAAAGAUCGCACGUGAACACCCAAGAGAGCAUAGAGGGCGAGAAAUCGCUUCAGUGCCCGAUCUGUUCCCAGGGCUUUCAUCAGCCGGAGAUGUUGCAUCAACAUCUACUCACCGCUCAUCAGUUUCCCGCGUUACUCUCGCACUUUCAGCCACCGGUUCUCAAUAAUUUAGGUUUGGACAUGGAGAAACUGAACGAGGUGAAAGAGAAGUUCGAUCAGGAGCCGAAGGAGGACCGAGUGGAAAACAGUCCGCAAGUCACUGCCAAUCAAACGAUUCCCGAAUCGAUCAGGAACCAACGACCAGGCGACACCGCGGUUCAGGUGACCCUCCAGGGUGUGUACAAGUGCACGCAAUACGAUUACGCGACGACCAAUUUGAAUAGAAUCAACAAAUGCGUACGAAAGGAUCAGCUCAGCCGAACGCUGAAGGACGUCGCGGAGAAACAUAAGAUGCCCGCCAGCUACGCCUUACCCCAAGACAUGAACUCGAACCCCGAUAAAACGAUCAUGCAGCCGUUUUUAAUGAAGGAACAGGACAUUAUGGAAGCUGGCGAGGAAUCCAGCUCGGUCAAACGAUUCGCGCCGGCCGUGGUUUAUUUACCGGUGAAAUCGCGAAUUAGCAACGCGCUGACUGCCUCCUUCACCCUAAGCCCUGCUUGA
Molecule: messenger RNA, 3330 nt
Organism: Dufourea novaeangliae
Lineage: Eukaryota; Metazoa; Arthropoda; Insecta; Hymenoptera; Halictidae
Exons: 1
Coding region: 1-3330 (1109 amino acids)
Source: RefSeq, a predicted model, not a curated record